AUGUUGAUCAAACAGCUUUUUUACCCUGUCUUGUUUUUCCUUGUUCAAGGAUUGAACGCAAUCACAAUCUCUCUGGACCGAGUCACAAGAGGGACAAUCAACCUUUCAAUCGGUGAUAUCACUAUCAACUCAGGCGCUUAUUGGUCAAUCAUAGACAAUGCUGUUUCCGCAUUUGUUGGUGAUUUGACCGUUCAAAGUGAUGCUGGCUUUUAUAUUUCAUCUACAAACCCAUUACUUGGUUUGCAAGUCACCUUGUUGGGUGUCUUGAACUCAAUCUCUAACGACGGUAUUAUUGCUUUCAACUCUUUAAAGACUUUGAUUGCUCCAAACUACAACUUGAUUGGUUUAUCUUUCCACAACACUGGUGAAAUUUAUUUUGCAGCUGACGGAACCAACCCUCCAGUAUUUGGCCUUACUGCAGCUAAUUGGGACAAUUCUGGAUUGAUUGUUUUCUAUCAGAACCACAGAUCGGAGGCAUUGAUUAAUUUGGGAACCCCAUUGUUGUCCAUCACUAAUGACGGAUCAGUCUGUCUUUACAGCAGUGUCUAUCAACAACUCACUAAAAUCGACGGUAGUGGAUGUUUUGUUGCAAACCAAGACUCGACAAUCUACAUUGCCAGUUCUGCUUUAUCGAUCUCGCUGUCUCAACUGUUCUACCUCCAAGAUUCGCAAAGUUCUAUUGUGGUCCAACCAUUGUCCUUACCUGCUACCUACAAUGUGUAUGGAUUUGGUGGAGGAAACAAGAUUGGUAUUAGUAUUCCGCUUUUAUCGGUUCCUUUCCUUGGGCAACCGGCCGUCUCAUACGACAGCGGCUCGGGAAUUUUGACUUUGAGAGGUCUCGGUGUUGGUCUUUUAUCACAAAAAUUCAACAUUGGUAAAGGUUACGAUUCAACCAAGUUUGAGGUGGUUACGGAUACUGGCGCUGGCUUACCAACUACUAUCUUGGGAUCAGUUAGAUACAAUGGUCCAGUUGUGAAUAGCAAUGUACCAAGUGCAUGCAUUUGUAAACCACCACCACCAGCCCCAGGUACAGAUGAAAGUUCAACCACGGAAGCUCCUACUUCAACUGAACCAACUGGACCUACUGAACCAACUGGUCCAACCGAACCAACAGGUUCUUCAGAAUCCACUGAACCAACUGGACCUACUGAACCAACUGGUCCAACCGAACCAACAGGUUCUUCAGAAUCCACUGAACCAACUGGACCUACUGGACCAACUGGACCAACAGGACCAACUGGCUCUUCAGAACCAACUGGGCCAACUGGCUCUUCAGAAUCCACUGAACCAACUGGCCCAACCGAACCAACUGGACCAACUGGCCCAACAGGACCAACUGGCUCUUCAGAAUCCACUGAACCAACUGGACCAACCGAACCAACUGGACCAACAGAACCAACAGGACCAACUGGCUCUUCAGAAUCCACUGAACCAACUGGCCCAACCGGACCAACUGGACCAACUGGCCCAACUGAACCAACAGGACCAACUGGCUCUUCAGAAUCCACUGAACCAACUGGACCAACCGAACCAACAGGACCAACCAGCUCUUCGGAAUCCACUGAACCAACUGGCCCAACCGAACCAACUGGACCAACAGAACCAACAGGACCAACUGGCUCUUCAGAAUCCACUGAACCAACUGGACCAACCGAACCAACAGGACCAACUGGCUCUUCCGAAUCCACUGAACCAACUGGCUCUUCAGAACCAACUGGACCAACUGGCUCUUCAGAAUCCACUGAACCAACUGGCCCAACCGAACCAACUGGACCAACUGGCCCAACUGAACCAACUGGACCAACUGGCUCUUCAGAAUCCACUGAACCAACUGGCUCUUCAGAAUCCACUGAACCAACAGGACCAACUGGCUCUUCAGAAUCCACUGAACCAACUGGCCCAACUGAACCAACAGGACCAACUGGCUCUUCGGAAUCCACUGAAUUAACUGGCUCUUCAGAAUCCACUGAACCAACAGGACCAACUGAACCAACUGGACCAACCGAAUCUACUGGCGGCAAUGGUGGUCAAACAUCAACUGGCGGUAACGGUGGUGAGACAUCAACUGGUGCAACUGGAUCAUCUGAACCAACCGGUCCAACCGAAUCUACUGGCGGUAAUGGUGGUGAGACAUCUACUGGUGCAACUGGAUCAUCUGAACCAACCGGUCCAACCGAAUCUACUGGCGGUAAUGGUGGUGAGACAUCUACUGGUGCAACUGGAUCAUCUGAACCAACCGGUCCAACCGAAUCUACUGGCGGUAAUGGUGGUGAGACAUCAACUGGCGGUAACGGUGGUGAAACAUCUACUGGCGGUAAUGGUGGUCAAACAUCAACUGGAGGUAACGGUGGUGAAACAUCUACUGGCGGUAAUGGUGGUCAAACAUCAACUGGAGGUAACGGUGGUGAGACAUCAACUGGCGGUAAUGGUGGUGAGACAUCUACUGGUGCAACUGGAUCAUCUGAACCAACCGGUCCAACCGAAUCUACUGGCGGUAAUGGUGGUCAAACAUCUACUGGCGGUAACGGUGGUGAGACAUCAACUGGCGGUAACGGUGGUCAAACAUCAACUGGCGGUAACGGUGGUGAAACAUCAACUGGCGGUAACGGUGGUGAAACAUCAACUGGUGCAACUGGAUCAUCUGAGCCAACCGGUCCAACCGAAUCUACUGGAGGUAAUGGCGGUAACGGUACACCAACUGGAGGUAAUGGCGGUAACGGUACACCAACUGGCGGUAAUGGCGGUAACGGUACACCAACUGGAGGUAAUGGUGGAGAACCUAACCCAACUGGAGGUAAUGGUGGUAACGGUACACCAACUGGCGGUAAUGGUGGAGAACCUAACCCAACUGGAGGUAAUGGUGGUAACGGUACACCAACUGGCGGUAAUGGUGGAGAACCUAACCCAACUGGAGGUAAUGGUGGUAACGGUACACCAACUGGCGAACCUAACCCAACUGGAGGUAAUGGUGGUAACGGUACACCAACUGGCGGUAAUGGUGGAGAACCCAACCCAACUGGAGGUAAUGGCGGUAACGGUACCCCAACUGGCGGUAAUGGCGGUAACGGUACCCCAACUGGCGGUAAUGGCGGUAACGGUACACCAACUGGCGGUAAUGGUGGAGAACCUAACCCAACUGGAGGCUCAGGUACAGGAUCAGGAUCUGGUUCAGGCUCAGGUUCAGGCUCAGGCUCAGGCUCAGGAUCAGGCUCAGGAUCUGGUGAAGGUUCGGGAUCAGGAUCUGGUGAAGGUUCAGGCUCAGGCUCGGGAUCUGGUUCAGGCUCUGGUUCUGGUGAAGGUUCAGGAUCAGGCUCAGGAUCAGGCUCAGGAUCUGGUGAAGGUUCGGGAUCAGGAUCUGGUGAAGGUUCAGGCUCAGGAUCAGGCUCAGGAUCUGGUGAAGGUUCAGGCUCAGGCUCGGGAUCUGGUUCAGGCUCUGGAUCUGGUGAAGGUUCAGGAUCAGGCUCAGGAUCAGGCUCAGGAUCAGGCUCAGGAUCUGGUGAAGGUUCGGGAUCAGGAUCUGGUGAAGGUUCAGGAUCAGGUUCAGGAUCUGGUGAAGGUUCGGGAUCUGGUUCAGGAUCAGGAUCAGGAUCAGGAUCAGGCUCAGGCUCUGGUUCAGGAUCAGGUUCAGGAUCUGGUUCAGGCUCAGGCUCAGGAUCUGUUGCUACACUCACAACAAGUACAGCCUCCUCUACCAAUACAGCCUCUGUUACACCUGCCGAGAAUAGCGCCACAUCAUCUAAAACCAACUCACUUUUUGCAAUUUUUAUUGGUGUUAUUAGUGUUGUUGCCCUUAUCUAA
Messenger RNA from Lodderomyces elongisporus, 3798 nucleotides. It is a transcript of the gene IFF6, whose product is annotated as Iff6p. The transcript has 3 exons. The record is from RefSeq and is a predicted model, not a curated record. Bases 1 to 3798 code for a protein of 1265 amino acids. NCBI's taxonomy places the organism in Eukaryota, Fungi, Ascomycota, Pichiomycetes, Serinales, Debaryomycetaceae.